Messenger RNA from Lactuca virosa, 833 nucleotides. The record is from the annotation of a GenBank genome assembly. NCBI's taxonomy places the organism in Eukaryota, Viridiplantae, Streptophyta, Magnoliopsida, Asterales, Asteraceae.
GUAAAAACCACCGCCUAAGAAAAUCCCCAGAGAGGCAAUCUUUGCCCUUUCGAGUUUUCUCCGUUACUUCACCUUCGGCGGCUCCCCACCAAUGUCAGAUUGCAAACUCUAAAGAAAUCAUAUGAUCUGAACUUUUAUCCACCAAAUCUCCAAAUUCCCACAUCAACCUCAGAGAUAAUUACAUAAAUUUGUGCAAAAAAGAUAAAUUAAAUCCUAAAGACAUGGCAGAUGCGUACUGCUCCGACUGCAGAAAGAGCACCGAGGUCGUGUUCGACCACUCCGCCGGAGACACCGUCUGUUCCGAGUGUGGACUCGUCCUUGAGUCCCAUUCCAUCGACGAGACGUCCGAGUGGCGUACCUUCGCCAACGAGUCAGGGGAUAACGAUCCUGUCCGUGUCGGUGGCCCUACCAAUGUCCUUCUCAACGACGGCGGCUUGUCAACCGUGAUUUCCAAACCUAAUGGCGUCACCAGCGAUUUCCUGUCAUCGUCUUUGGGACGAUGGCAGAACCGAGGGUCGAAUCCGGAUCGGUCUCUAAUCAUGGCGUUUAAAACAAUCGCAACGAUGUCUGACAGGUUGGGCCUUGUUGCAACAAUUAAGGAUCGAGCUAAUGAGAUAUUCAAGAAAGUAGAAGAUCAAAAAUCGAGUAGAGGAAGAAACCAAGAUGCAAUCUUGGCUGCUUGUCUUUACAUUGCAUGUCGUCAAGAAGAUAAGCCACGAACUGUAAAGGGUAUUACAAACCUUUUGUUUUUUUUUUUUCUUAAAAAAAAAUUGGAUGCUUCAUGUGUCUCUGUGUAUAUGAAUGAGAUUUCUCUGAACAUUUGUUCAAAAUAG